UCGAUAGCCAUCAUACCACUGCGAACUCUUUGUUAAUACACUGAAAAAUGAACGGCAUGAGCAACAAUGAUGACUCAGUCGAGUGUCCUUUGUGUAUGGAGCCGUUUGAAGUAGACGAUCUGACCUUCUUUCCAUGUACCUGCGGAUACCAGAUUUGUAGAUUCUGCUGGCACAGAAUCCGCACGGACGAGAACAAGUUGUGUCCGGCAUGUCGAAAAGAAUAUCCUGAAAAUCCUGCGGACUUUAAGCCACUAUCACAAGAAGAAAUGAUAGCUUUUAAGUCGCAAAAGCGUCAAAGGGAUCAACAACGGAAACACAAGAUAACAGAGAAUCGAAAACAUUUAGCAAACGUACGUGUGGUUCAGCGGAACUUGGUAUUUGUAGUGGGCUUGCCGCCUCGACUUGCGGAUGCAGACAUAUUAAAAAAGCACGAGUAUUUCGGAAAAUAUGGGAAAAUUCAUAAAGUCGUAAUAAACCCGAGCACCACAUAUGCCGGGGUGCAGGGUCCAUCAGCAUCUGCCUAUGUUACCUACGUUCACAAUGCAGAUGCACUUCGGGCUAUACAAAGUGUUAAUAACAUUGUGAUAGAUGGUCGCCCUAUUAAAACCAGCUUGGGGACAACAAAGUACUGUAGCCAUUUCAUGAAAAACCAACAAUGUCCUAAAGGCGAUUGCAUGUACUUGCACGAGCUGGGAGAUCCCGAAGCCAGCUUUACAAAAGAGCAAAUGCACCAGGGAAAGCACCAGGAUUACGAAAAACGUUUACAUGAUGCUCUUAUUGCAUCUUUUGGACAGAGUUCACCAGGAAUUGUAAACGGUAAUGGAACUCCAAAAACAAAUGCAUCGAAUGCGACGGCCUCUUCAGUCACACCUUCGUCGUCGUCUGCGUCGGCUGCAAGUAAUGCCACAAAUGCAGUAAAUGUUCAGCAAAAAGAAGCUUGGCCUAGUUUAUCCGUCUCGCCUAUUAAUGGAAAAGAGGCCACUGCAAGCACAAACAACACUAAUGGAAAAAAUAAAAAAGACAAGUUUCGAAAUGAAAAAACCAGACACGAAAAAGUUAAAUCCAAAAACAAAAAUAGUGGAAGCUCAACUUCGAAUGUAUCAAACAAGGAAAACUUUAUUCCAGACCCCAGAGAUAUUGAAAAACUUACAUCUACAACUGCGGAUACGAAAACAAGUGCAAACACCUCAUCCAAUCUAUCAAGAACAGAGAGAAAUAAAGACAAAGAGUCUUACCAUGAGCCUAUUUCUAAUGAACAGAAGGAAAACAAACAAAAUGUUAAAAUUUCACAAACAAAAAACGAGGUCGAGUGCGUAAAAGACAAGGAUAAUUCAAUUAAGCUGAAAAAAAGGGAAAGCUGUGAAAUCAUGUCACAACAAAAAAGAUCGUCUUCUAGCGUGCAAAGGUCGUUGAGCUCUUGUAGUGAAAAUAGUGAAGGGCAUGUAUCAGAAAGCAGCGUGAGUGAAAAGAGUUUACCUGAUGAUUACCAGGAGAACAAGUGCAAUAUUUCGAGUUCUGAAACAUACCAAGAGAAUAUAAAGAAUGUAGAAAGCAUCAAUAAAAGUAGGGAGUCAGUGAAUGUCGACGGUAAAACAGUAUCAGAGUGUAAACCACUAAUAAACGAGAAUGUAAGCCCAGCUGUAAGCAGCACUAUUAAUAAUGGGCUCUAUUCAAGAGAAAGUCCAUUGAAUCCACCAGAUAACGGAAACCAAUUGAGCGAUGAAGUUUCCAAGCUUAACAUUUUCGAUGAUACAAUUAGUUUUUUUUCGUCAUCAGCAGCAUUCCAGCAAAGUCCAAUUUUAAAAAAUAAACAAGAAGUGGAAAUGCGUCAGUCCCAUUUGCCGGACUUGAUCAACGAUAUUGAUGGAAAUCAAAAGGCCUCAAAUACAAAUGAAUGGGAGGAAGCUUUUAAAAAUGUAAUGCUUCGGAACAAUAGGCAAGUGGAGGAGCAACUUGUUCAGCAACAAAAUCUACAACAGCACCAGCACCAUUUUCAUCAGCAAGUACUGCAACAACAGGAAGAAUUCCUUCGUAUGCACGAAUUACAAAAGAGAAACGACUUGGCAAAUAAUAUUGCGCUGACGCAAGCAAAUACUCCUAAUGCUGAUAUCCUUAGUCAUUUUCGUGGCAAUAACUCAAUUGAUGCGAAUAGAAUUCAAGUCCUGCAGCAUCAAUUGCAACAGAAUACCGGUGAAAAUGGGCUUUCGGCAAACAAUGCAUUUGGCGGCAAUAUGUCAAAGUUUUUUGACUUUCAUAAAAGUCAACAGCAGUCCCACCAGUAUCCUUAUGGUCAUGCCAACCAAGUCACGGGAAAUACGGAUGUGAGUGAUCAACAACGAGUAACAUCACAACUGGAAAACGGUCGACAAAAUUCCCCAUAUCUUGAAUCUGCACUUAACACGAAAUCGCAAAUUCAAAAGCAAAGGUUAAUUGGAAUGUUUGAAACUUUGUCCCAGCCUCCAAACUCGCAAUCUCAACUAAAUCGGUAUUCUCAAAGCACUAUUGUUGAUGAUGAUUUAGGUUUCGAUCCUUUCAUUGAGACUCAAAAAGGACUAGCUGAGCUUAUGGAAAAUGAAGUUGUUCAACAACAAAGUAUUAAUAAUGGAAACUCCGCAUUAAAAUUACAACAGCAAGCACAAGCUUCACAUCAGCAACGUCUUGAUAACAUUCAACGGGCUCGAAUGCCGCCUCCGGGCUUCAAUCAUAUGAAUUCGUUAGGUUUCGGGGGUCCAUCUAGACUGCAUUCUAGUAAAAUGAUGCCAUUUUUGAACAGCAGUUUAGUAAAAAAUAGUACCCAAGCCCAGCACCAAGUGCCACAGGUAACAAAUUGGAAUGCGAAUUUACCAGCAAUACACCCAAGUCAGGGACAGCACAUUGGAGAUGCACAAUUACAACAUCAAAUUGCUCACAAUAAAGUUUAUAGCUAUCCUGAUUGGACUGCAAUGGAUCCAGCUAUACUUUCAUUCAGACAGUUUUCAUCUUUUCCACAAAACCAAAUACCCCCACAUCCUCAACAACAGCAAGACAUGUUUUUACAACAUUUGGUUCAACAGCCAAAUUCUCAAGGUAGUAGUUUCAACACUCAACCACAACCACUUCUUUCUGGAAUGGCCAUGCCCAAUAAUAUUCUAAAUGGACAACAGCUGACACAACCCCAGGUCAAUGCCAAUGUUCAAGGCAUGCUUGAGUUUUUAAAAAGCCGCCAAUUUGUUUAG
Molecule: messenger RNA, 3215 nt
Organism: Drosophila persimilis
Lineage: Eukaryota; Metazoa; Arthropoda; Insecta; Diptera; Drosophilidae
Gene: Cnot4
Exons: 16
Coding region: 48-3215 (1055 amino acids)
Biological process (GO): protein ubiquitination
Cellular component (GO): CCR4-NOT complex
Molecular function (GO): metal ion binding; RNA binding; ubiquitin-protein transferase activity
Source: RefSeq, a predicted model, not a curated record